Vitis vinifera (wine grape) is the source of this 13867-nucleotide messenger RNA. RefSeq names its product E3 ubiquitin-protein ligase PRT6. Gene Ontology annotation, cellular component: ubiquitin ligase complex; cytoplasm. Gene Ontology annotation, biological process: ubiquitin-dependent protein catabolic process via the N-end rule pathway; protein ubiquitination. The record is from RefSeq and is a predicted model, not a curated record. Gene Ontology annotation, molecular function: ubiquitin protein ligase activity; zinc ion binding. The transcript has 18 exons. Bases 223 to 6405 code for a protein of 2060 amino acids. NCBI's taxonomy places the organism in Eukaryota, Viridiplantae, Streptophyta, Magnoliopsida, Vitales, Vitaceae.
UAAAUGUAGGCGAACCGCCUCAAGGAGAGAGAGAGAGAGAGAGAGAGAGGGAGGGUGUAUGAUGGUAGGGAGACAGCGGAAAAGAUAUUAAUUAGAAGUGACGAGGGAGUCGAAGAAGAUCUACUAGGGUUUGUGAAAUCUGAGAGUGCAAACCUGGGGAGUGAAAGCCGUGGAUACAGGUACUGUUGUUGCGCCGAUUGGCUGCUCUGUUACUUGUCCGGCAUGGAUAUGGACAUUGAUUCGCCUGCUGAAUCCAAUUCCCUCCCCCCUCGCUAUCGUAUUGUACAGAGGCUUAGUCUCCAAGGAGUUCCUGAGGAGCAUCUUGAGCGGCUUGAGCCUGGUUUAGUUGCUUAUGUCAAGGAGAACAAAUUUCGGGUACCAGAGCUGGUAUCUGCCAUCUUACCCACUGAGGAGGAAGUGUUGGAGGCGUAUAAAGAAUGUAAAGCAAGUUCUAAAGAAGACUUGGUGAGCCCAACCAUGACAGAACAAUUCCGUGAAAGUAUGCGUUUGUUACAGUGGUUGAUGUUCUAUGGUGAACCACUGAGUGCCUUAAAUAAACUUGCCAAAAUAAGUACUGGUCAACGUGGUGUUUGUGGGUCUGUUUGGGGCCAUAAUGAUAUAGCAUACCGCUGCCGAACAUGUGAACAUGACCCAACAUGUGCAAUUUGUGUCCCUUGUUUCCAGAAUGGAAACCACAAGGACCAUGAUUAUUCUGUUAUAUAUACGGGUGGUGGCUGUUGUGAUUGUGGGGAUGUGACUGCAUGGAAACGUGAGGGCUUCUGUUCAAAGCAUAAAGGUGCAGAACAGAUACAGCCCCUGCCAGAGGAGUUUGCUAAAUCUGUAGGACCUGUUUUGGAUGCGCUACUUGUUUGUUGGAAAAACAAACUAUUGUUUGCAGAAAAUGCAUGUCAGGAAUACCAUAAAGGGAGUGAUCGCAUUGGGGAAUUCAAGAAGGUUGCAAAUGAGCUAACAUUUGUGGUGGUUGAGAUGCUUACAGAGUUCUGUCAGUACAGUGAAAGUUUGCUCAGUUUUAUUUCAAAAAGGGUGUUUAUAUCAGAUGGUUUAUUAGAUAGUCUGGUGAGGGCGGAGAGGUUCUUGAGUAAAAGAGUCACAAGGAAACUCCAUGAACUGCUUCUGAAAUUGCUGGGGGAACCUGUAUUUAAAUAUGAAUUUGCAAAAGUAUUUCUGAGUUAUUACCCGAUUCUUGUAAAUGAAGCCAUAAAAGGGUGCAGUGAUUCUGUUUUCAAGAAUUAUCCACUACUAUCUACAUUUUCCGUGCAGAUUUUCACAGUGCCAACUCUAACUCCACGUCUUGUGAAGGAAAUGAAUCUGCUGGCUUUGCUGAUGGGAUGUUUAGGAGACAUUUUCUGUUCUUGUGCUGGAGAGGAUGGUCGAUUACAGGUUACCAAGUGGGGAAAUUUGUAUGAAACCACUCUUCGUGUAGUUGAAGAUAUUAGGUUUGUUACAAGUCAUGUUGCUGUACCUGAAUAUAUAACCCAUGACCAGCGAGAUGUCCCUAGAACUUGGAUGAAACUCUUGGCUUUUGUGCAAGGGAUGAACCCUCAAAAGAGAGAAACAGGUCUCCACAUAGAAGAAGAAAAUGAGAACAUGCAUUAUCCUUUUGUUUUAGGUCACUCUAUUGCAAAUAUUCACUCUCUCUUGGUGGCGGGUGCAUUUUCUGGUUCCAAAUCUGAAGAGACUGAUAUUGAGAUACUUUUCAACGCACAAAAGCAAGAUUUGGAUGAUGAAGAAAGCCUAAGACAUUCAAAAGUAGGACGGCUUUCCCGGGAAACCUCUGUUUGUGGUACAAAAUUCAAUGAAGCAAAAUCUGAUUGCCAACUUCUAAUUCCUGCCUCCGUUACAUGGUUGAUAUUUGAGUGCUUAAGGUCUAUUGAGAAUUGGUUGGGAGUAGAUAAUGCAUCUGGAUCUCUUUUUAAUGUGUUAUCUCCAAAUACCAGCAGUGUCUGUGCUAGCAAUUUCUUAGCUUUGAAGAAAACAUUAUCUAAGAUCAGGAAGGGCAAAUAUAUUUUCAGUAAAUUUACCAGUUCAAAUGAAGCUCAAGGUAGGCAAAGUCUGUCACUUGAUAAAACUGCACAACCCAUAGGGCAAGACAGAAUAUCAAUCAUGACUGGUAAAACUGAUUCAGAUAAUGCCUGUUACCCUGCAGGUUUUGAUGAUAUUACCAUGGAAGGAGAAUUAGAUGCCCUACGGGUUCUGAGUCUAUCAGAUUGGCCAGAUAUACUCUAUGAUGUUAGUUCACAGGAUAUAUCUGUUCAUAUUCCUUUACAUCGAUUGCUUUCUUUGCUUUUACAAAAAGCAUUGAAUAGAUGUUACGGUGAAGCUACUGAGCCAUAUAUGAUCAGUGCCAGUGCUGCUAAUCCACUUCCAGAUGUUUAUAGCGAUUUCUUUGGGCAUGUUCUAGGAGGUUGCCAUCCUUAUGGGUUUUCUGCCUUCAUUAUGGAGCAUCCUCUGCGGAUUAGGGUAUUUUGUGCUGAGGUUCAUGCUGGAAUGUGGCGGAGGAAUGGGGAUGCUGCUCUAUUAUCAUGUGAGUGGUAUCGUUCAGUUCGCUGGUCCGAACAGGGUUUAGAGCUUGAUCUGUUUCUGCUGCAGUGCUGUGCUGCAUUGGCUCCAGCUGAUCUUUAUGUUAAUAGAAUUCUAGAUCGCUUUGGGUUGUCAGAGUACCUUUCUUUGAAUCUUGAACAGUCUAGUGAGUAUGAACCAGUUCUAGUGCAGGAAAUGCUCACUCUUAUCAUACAACUAGUUAAAGAGAGGCGAUUUUGUGGACUAACAACUACUGAGAGUUUGAAAAGAGAGUUGAUCUAUAAGUUGGCCAUUGGAAAUGCUACUCAUAGUCAGUUGGUAAAAUCUCUUCCUCGGGACCUUUCUAAAAUUGAUCAACUUCAGGAAAUUUUGGAUACCAUUGCAUUGUACUCCGAACCAUCUGGCGUGAAUCAGGGGAUGUAUUCACUGCGACAGGCAUAUUGGAAAGAACUUGAUUUGUAUCAUCCUCGUUGGAACCCUAGGGAUUUGCAGUUUGCAGAAGAAAGAUAUUCACGCUUCUGUAAUGUUUCUGCAUUGACCACUCAGCUUCCCAAGUGGACAAAGAUUUAUCAGCCGCUCAAUGGAAUAGCCAGGAUAGCUACUUGCAAAGUUGUCCUUCAGAUUGUCCGUGCAGUCUUGUUUUAUGCUGUUUUCACAGAUAAAGUUGCUGCAUCACGAGCUCCUGAUGGGGUUCUUCUGACGGCAUUGCACUUACUCUCUUUGGCAUUAGACAUCUGUUUUUUGCAGAAAGAAGCCAGCAAUAGGUCAUGCCACAAUGAGGAUUCAAUUCCUAUGCUAGCUUUUGCUGGUGAAGAAAUUUUCGUGGGAGUACAUAACAGAUUUGGUGAACAUAGUUUGUUGUCACUUCUUGUUUUAUUGAUGGGGAAGCAUAAGAGAGAAAAUCCAGACAACUUCAUCGAAGCUAUCAAUUGCAACCUUUCUUCUUGGAUAGAAAGCUUAUUGAAGAAGUUUGCUGAGAUGGAUUCCAACUGCAUGGCCAAACUGCAAAAACUUGCACCCGAAGUGGUCAAUCAUUUGUUACAGUCCAAUCCAAAUGGUGAUACAAAUGCAUUGGGGUCAGCUUCUGAUGGUGAGAAACGCAAGGCAAAAGCUAGAGAGAGACAGGCUGCUAUAAUGGCAAAAAUGAGAGCAGAGCAGUCCAAAUUUUUGAAGAGCCUCGGUUCCGAUAUGGAAAACGGGUCGAGUAAAUUACAAUCCAAACAAGGAGUAUCAGACUCUGUUGUUGGACAUUAUUCGGCAGAGUUUUCACAGGAUGUUUGCUCACUUUGCCGUGAUCCCUAUUCAGAAAGUCCUGUAUCUUACUUGAUUCUUCUUCAGAAAUCUAGGCUUAAGAGUUUCGUUGACAAAGGUCCCCCAUCAUGGGAACAAGUUCCUCUGUCAGACAAGGAUUGCGUUUCUAAUUCUAAAAAUGAGGUCACAGGAAAACGCAGAACAAACACUACCUCAUGCAUUUCAGAAAGGAUUUCAUCUCCUCAGUUAGUGCAGUUGUUCCAGAAUGCAGUGAAUGAGUUAGCCUCUGAUGGUCGUUCUGGGGAAGUUGAUGCUUUUCUAGAAUUCAUCAAGACCCGGUUUCCAUCAGUUGGGAAUCUUCAACUGACCUGCACUUCUAAUGAUACAGGGGAGAGGACUUCAUACAACUUUGACACGUUGGAAGAAGAUAUGUACUUGUGUAUUCAGAAAGAGAUGUGUAAUCUCUUGACGCAUUCAAAUUUGGUAACUGAUGAGAAAUUUUCAGCUGCUGAAGGGGGUCCUAAAAGGGGUGUGAAUGCUGGAGAAGUCUUGCUUGGAAAAUAUAUAGCCACUCUUUCAAGAGCAGCAAAAGAAAAUCCUUCUGCUUCUGGGAAUGCUCAAUCUCAUAAUGAUAGGGCAAUGUCAGAAUCUACCACACUGGUUCCUGCAUAUGAUGGACUUGGCCCCUCAGAUUGUGAUGGAAUUCAUCUUUCUUCAUGUGGGCAUGCGGUGCAUCAGGGUUGCCUUGAUCGUUAUCUAUCCUCACUGAAGGAAAGAUAUAACAGAAGAAUGGUUUUCGAAGGAGGGCAUAUUGUGGAUCCUGAUCAAGGGGAGUUCCUUUGUCCUGUUUGCCGUCAACUUGCAAACUCUGUCUUGCCUGCAUUACCUGGAGAUUCUCAAAAGGGCUGGAAAAAACUGACAAUUUCUAGUGCUGGUUCCCCAGAUGCAGCUGGCUCCUUAACCACAUUGAAUGAUGAAAUCAAUUCCCUUUGCAUUCAGCAAGCCUUGUCUCUGUUGCAAAGUGCUUGCAAUGUGGUUGGGAAAGGUGAAAUAUUGAAAACCAUUCCCAUGGAAGGAAUUGGAAGAAUAGCACCAACUAUUGAACCUUUCCUUCGCAUGAUCUGUCGAAUGUAUUUUCCUGGAAAGUAUGAUAAGGUUUCAGGAUCUACAAGGGUAAGCCAGUUUAUAAUUAUGUGGGACAUUCUCAAGUACUCUCUCAUAUCAACAGAAAUUGCUUCUCGUUGUGGAAGGACUUCUACCACACCAACUUAUUGUGUCGAUUCCUUAUAUAAGGAACUCAAUUCAUCCACUGGGUUUAUUUUGACCUUGUUGCUAAGCAUUGUCCAAAGUAUGCGGAAUGAGAACCCUCAUCAUGUGCUUUUAAGAUUUAGAGGUAUUCAGCUCUUUGCAGGGUCUGUUUGCCAUGGCAUUUCUGUAGAUGAAUUUCCCAGUACUGCUUCUACACAAGGAGGUAAUAUGUUAAGUAUCUUGGAACACAUUGAAACAGAAGUAUCAUAUCCUGACAUCCAAUUCUGGAAAAGAGCUUCUGAUCCUGUCCUUGCUCAUGAUCCUUUUUCAUCAUUGAUAUGGGUUCUUUUUUGUCUACCAUACCCCUUUUUGUUAUGCAAGGAGGUUUUCUUUUCUCUUGUGCAUCUCUAUUAUGCUGUCUCUGUAGUACAGGCUAUAAUUACUUACUGUGGGAAGCAGCAAUGUAAGAUAAAUGGAUUAGGUUUCCAAGAUUGCCUGAUUACUGACAUCUCCAAUAUUGUGGGAAAAUCUGGGUUUGCUCCGCUGUAUUUUGUUUCCAGCUAUAUUGACCCUUCUUGUAAUAUUAAGGAUGUAAUUCGUAGCUUGAGUUUCCCUUAUUUGCGAAGAUGUGCAUUGCUCUGGAAACUACUGAACUCUUCUAUCACUGCACCAUUCUGUGAUAGACCUCUUGUGUUUGAUAGACCAUUCAAUGCCAUUGAUGAUAUGAUGGAUUGUACAAAUGGUGCUUUGUUGGAUCUCAUCCAUGUUGAGCAGCUGGAGAACAUGUUUAAGAUUCCCCAACUGGAUGAUGUUCUCAAGGAUGAAGCACUUCGUUCUUUAGUUCAGACUUGGUUCCAUCAUUUUUCCAAGGCAUUUGAAGUUUGUAGUCUUCCAAGCGUUUUAUACUCCACUCCAGCAGUUCCAUUUAAGUUAAUGCAACUUCCUCAUGUUUAUGAGGAUCUCUUGCAGAGGUAUAUAAAGCAGCAAUGCCCUGACUGUAAAACUGUUCUGAAUGAUCCUGUAUUGUGCCUGUUAUGUGGUAGAUUGUGCUCUCCAAGCUGGAAGCCAUGCUGCAGGGAAAAUGGAUGCCAAGCUCAUGCAAUGACCUGUGGUGCUGGUACUGGAGUAUCCCUGUUGAUCAAAAAAACCACAAUCCUGCUUCAAAGAUCCGCACGUCAGGCACCUUGGCCUUCUCUCUACUUGGAUGCAUUUGGUGAAGAGGAUAUUGAAAUGCAUAGGGGGAAGCCACUGUAUUUGAAUAAAGAGAGAUAUGCAGCUUUAAGUCAUAUGGUGGCUUCUCAUGGCCUUGACCGAAGUUCUAAAGUUCUUGGUGAAACAACCAUUGCUGCUUUUUUCCUCAUUUAGUAAAGCAAUUGCAUAAAACUUUUGUGGAGGCAGCAGAAAUGUUCAAAUAAUAUUGAUACAUGAUGGAUGAUAGUGUGCCCCAAUGUUGAAAUUGCCAUUUUUUUUUUCUUUUUAUCAUUUAAGUUGUGGCAAUAACCUAAGGAUCUUGGAUUUAGUUUCCAUGCUAUAUGGUUGGAUGUACAGUCAUUUCAGGUCAGUUUUAUGAUAUUAUAUUGUAUUUAUUUAUUUUUUGGUUUUCAUUUGUUUCUGUUAGUUUUAUUCUAUAUUAUUAUGCCAAAAUGAAUGAUUCAUUUUUUUUUAUGUUCCUUUUUAUUAAAAAUGUUUUUCUUAAGUGAUGUGGUAGAGCAGGGACUAGAAAUGCUCCAAAAUUAGCUGUGCAGUAGGAGCUAGAUCAUAGAUCUGCACAACUAAGAAUCAACCUUAGGCAAUAAAGAUAGACUUAUGUACCCAUGAAAAUCACCUAUUUGAGUCCUUAUCCAUUUUGUCUAAUUAUUGGGUUCUUUGUUGAUGGCAUGAUAGUUUCUUGGAUUUGAUAAGUAGAAAUUCUAUGUAUGGGGUUGUAAGUGCAAGGGCUAAGCCUUGGGUUAAGGGUGUGGGGUUGGUAAAGUUUCAAGGUUUAGAUGAUUUUACUUCGGCUUUUAGGAAGAGUUGUUUAGAUACAUACUAUCAAGAACAACUUAUGGGUUUUUCUUCUUGACAUCAAUGAGUUUGUUACUUUUAACAAGAGCCUAAACUUGAACUUUCUAGUUUGGUUCCUAUACAAGGAGGGGUAAAGGAUAUUAUGGGUUUAAGAGUUAUUAGUGCGAUUAGAGGCUUAUAUAAACUAUGGGAGAAAAUUUGGGCAAGUGGAUUACAUAAUGGUUUUAUGGGAAGGAGACCACUUAGAUGGCAGCUCUUAUUCUGAAUGAACCUAUUACUUCAAGAAGGGAAUCCCCUUAAGAGCAAGGCAGCAUGCAUGUUGAACAUGAUGGAACAAACUUAGCUCUCUAUGCUAAGGUUUUCAUUGCUGGUGUUUUUGUUUUUUUUGAUAAGUGAGAGUAAUGUAUUAUGAACAAGGCACUAAAAUAUGAACUUAAAAUGUACAAGAAAGAGAGACUCACCCCUUAUAGCUUAAACAAAAACCGGCCAGACAAGAUAUUCAAAAAACAACCCCUCUCUCACCGGAAACCCACCCAAUCAAUGAAAUAAAUUAGCGUCAAAGGACCAUUUUUAUAAACAAUUUAGACUCCGACCAAAGCAAAUAUACAAAAAGGGCUUUUAGCUUUUGCAAGGACAACACAGCAUCAUCAAAGACAAUCUUGUUUCUUGUCUUCCAAACUAACCAAAACUAGCAUAAAGGGCCCUCAUUUUUUUUUUUUUAUUGGAAACGGCACAAAGAUUUAUUGAUAGAAAAAAAAGUACAAAAGAAGGAUGAGGAAUCCUCCUGCCAAAGACAGCUAAACUAUAGAAAAAUACACUGAAAAACGAGCAAACGCUCUAAAAAUACCACUUCUUAUGGAGUACAUACAGCUAUCCAAUCAAGAAGUAACGCAUUAAGGGGAGUCCCCUUAAAAACCUUGGAACAAUAGGCCCAAAGAGAAGCAAGGAAAACAAUAGAGUCCCAUAGAGCCUCUGAAUUCCUUGCUUUAUCCUCAAAAAUCCUCGCAUUCCUUUCCCUCCACACAAUCCGAAUAAGAGCGAUGUUUGCAGCUUGCCACAAGGCUAUCCCCCUCUUAGACGAACCAAAUCCAUUGAAUUUGGUGUACAUCAUGUCAAGGAUGCUUCUCGGGGGAACCCAAUCCAUCUUAGCUAACUGAAAUAACCUGUGCCAUAACCCAAUCGUCAAGGAGCAAUGAAGAAAAAUAUGAUCAGCUGAUUCCCCAUGCUUCAUGCACAGAAUACAAAUAUCCGGACUAAGGGCUUUGUAGGGUCUUCUCACUUGUAGCAUGUCAUUAGUAUUCACCUUCUUGUGUGCCACUAACCAGAUGAAGGACUGCACUUUGAAAGGAAUUUGAGAAUUCCAAACGAAUUUAGAAGGAAAAACCUGAGGAGGACCAAAAAAUUGGGAUAAAGCUAGAAAGAAAGAUUUAACUGAAAAAAGCCCUGAAGAAGACAAGGGCCACAAUAUGGUAUCUGGAACCGAAGGAGAUAAAUGCACUCCAUCAAGAGAGCGCAUGAGGCCUUCUAAGUCCUCAAUCUCAGAAUCUGACAAGUUACGACGGAAAUUUAAAUUCCAAGAGAAAGGACGAGUAGGACCAAGAACUGAAGAAAUAGGUAUGUUUUUAUCCAAGACUACUCUAAAUAGACUUGGAUAUUGGGAUCCCAAAGGUUGGUCCCCCCACCACAAAUCUUCCCAGAAGCGAAUUCUUUCCCCAUUUCCUACCACAAAUCGAGUAAACGAGGAAAACUCUUGAAAGACUUGAGAAAUAGCCUUCCAAGGACAACGUUGUGACCAUCUGACUAUUGUGUUAGCAUCCCAACCAUUGGAGUGUGAACCAUAGAUGCUUAGUAUGACUUGAUGCCAUAGAGCUGAACCCUCUCUAGGGUACCUCCACAACCAUUUCCUUAAAAGAGCGAGAUUUCUUAGAGAUAUAUUCCCAAAACCCAAACCCCCUAUUUCCUUCGGUUUACACACGACAUCCCACCUGACUAAAUGAUCCUUUUUACCUUCCCCAAUCCCUGACCAUAAAAAAUCCCUCUGCAACCUCUCGAUUUUUCCAGCAACUGAAGCGGGUAACUUAAAUAAAGAAAGAUAGUAACAGGGUAUAUGGGUAAGGCAAGAUUGGAUGAGAGUUAUCCUCCCGCCGAAGGAUAGGUAUGCCUUUUGCCAACCAUCUAAUCUUCUUGAAAUUCUCUCAAUCACAGGAUCCCAAAAACCACCUGCCCUGGGGUUCCCGCCCAAAGGAAGACCCAGAUAUAGUAUAGGCCAGCCAGAAGCCUUGCAUCCAAGUGUCUCAGCCAAUCUUGAAAUAUGAGCAUGAUCCAAAUUGAUGCCAUAAAUAUUACUCUUGUCUAAAUUGACCUUAAGUCCAGAAAUAUGCCCAAAUGCUAACAAAAGACUCUUGAGAGUCUGCAAGUCUUCCUCCCUAGUGUUAGAAAAGAAGAUGGUGUCAUCGGCAAAUUGCAAAUGAGAUACCCUAGUUCUAUUUCUACCCACCCUGAAACCCUCCAACAUAUUUCUCUCCUCUGCUCUCACAAGCAUCCUACUCAAUACAUCUGCUACUAAAGUAAACAAAAAGGGGGAUAAAGGGUCUCCUUGUCUUAAUCCUCUCGAUGCCUUAACCCAACCUUUAGCGCUACCAUUCACCAAUACUGCAUAAGAUACCGAGGACAAGCAUCCAUUCAUCCAUUUCCUCCAUUUAGGACUAAACCCCUUCUUCUCCAACACUUGAUCUAAAAAAUCCCACCUUACGUGAUCGUAAGCCUUUUCAAAAUCAAUUUUAAAGACGACUCCUUCCUCCCCUGAUCGUCUUCUCUCAUCCACUAUCUCAUUUGCCAUCCAUUAUUUGUCUCCCUUGAACAAAAGCUCCUUGAGUAGAAUGGAUGGUUUCAUGUAAGACCCCUCUUAGACGCCCUGAGAGCACUUUGGCUAUUAUCUUAUAGAGACUAGUGAUCAAACUAAUGGGUCUAAAGUCUGAGAUUUUCUUUGUCGUACUCUUUUUGGGCAAAAGAACAAUGAAAGAGGCAUUAGUGCUUUGAUUGAUAACUCCGCUCCUAUGAAACUCUGCAAACACUCUCACUAAAUCCUCCUUAAUCACAUCCCAGCAGUCUUGGAAUACUGCAAUAGUAAAGCCAUCAGGCCCCGGAGCCUUGUCCCUAUCCAUUUGAAAUAUGGCCUUAGAAAUCUCUUCUUCUGUAAAAGGGGCAACCAAACUUAUUGCACUUUCUUCCGAAAUAGGAGACCAAUCUAAACCUUCAAUACUCCAAGACUCUCCUAUAGGAUUCGCGUAGAGUUUUUCAAAGUAGAGUAAGAUCUCCUCUGUGAUGCUCGCGGCAUUAUUCAACACUAAGCCCGUUUCAUUUUCCAAUGACUUGAUAUACUUCCUAUUUCGCCUACCAUUAGCCACUUUAUGAAAAAACUUAGAAUUGCAAUCCCCUUCCUUAACCCAUUUCACCCUAGCUUUUUGUCUCCAAUGGAUUUCCUCCCUCAAAAUUAAAUCCUCUAGCUCCCCUUUUCUUAAGGCUCUUUGACCCAACAAUUCAGAGGUGAGACCCCCAUCCUGCUCGAUGGCGUCUAGGUUAGCUAAAUCCUUGAGGAUACUUUUUUUCUUUUCAUUAAGCACUCCAAAAGAAAGCUUAUUCCAUUCCUUCGCUUUGGCUUUAACAAAUUGUAAUCUCCUCAUGAACUUGUGGCCUUCCCAUCCGUUUCCUUGAAAACCCCUCCACCAAUUUCUAAAGUUCUCCUUGAAACUAGGAUGUUGCAGCCACAUGUUCUCAAAUCUAAAAGGAGUUGGGCCCCACGUGAACGGAUUGGUAUCCAAAGCAAUUGGCCAAUGAUCCGAGGUCCUUCUGAUAAGGGUUUCUUGAAUGCCUUGGGGAAAUAGUUGCCCCCACUCAUUUGAGUAAAGAAAACGGUCUAAUCUCUUGCACACGGGAGACUCUUGCAUAUUUGACCAAGUGAAAGAUGCGUUCCUAAGAGGUGGAUCAAGUAAUUCACUUUCACUAAUAAAACUAUCAAAGUCCCUCAUGCUUGAAGUUAGCCUAGAGCCCCCCAAUUUUUCUGAACUUCUCCUUAUGACAUUAAAAUCACCGCCCACACACCACAACGGCAAAGUUAGACCACAAAUGUCAUAAAGUUCCACCCAAAAAUCCUUCCUAAGAGAGGGACUAUUUGGACCAUAAACUGCAGAAAUCCAAAGAGGUCCACAUCCCUCCAAGGCGAAUUUGACCGAUAUCGAGAAAGAGCCUAAUACCACCUCCUCCUUGCUCAACUUUUUUGAGUCCCAAAUGAACAAAAUCCCACCAGAAGCCCCACACGCCGGGAGAAAAACCCAAUCCUUAUUUCUGACCGUCCAUACACUGCCCACUAGCCUUCUGUCGCACUUCUCCUUUUUUGUUUCCUGAAUCAUCACAACAUCCGGCUUCUCUAACCUAAGGAAAUCUUUAAUCACUCUUCGCUUAUUACUUGAACCCAAACCCCUAACAUUCCAACUGAUGAUUUUCAUGGAAAAACACGCAGGCCCUAACCCUCCAAACCAAAUCCACCUGAAUUCAAACGCCUAUGGACCUCUAUUCUUCCUCCUAGAGUACACCUUAAUGUCCAGAGAGCUUAGGACCUCACGUACUUUAGCCAUUUUCCUGGGGGACAGGCCAUCUAUAAGAAAGUCUUCCGGCGGGGAUGCCUCAUUAACCCCCGGACUGCCUGGCAUCAGGUUAGAAGACUUCCCAGGGGUGGAACUCUCGGACAUCUGGUUAAAAACAGCUUUCUGAUUCUCCUCCUCAACAUGGACAGGGAUGCCAACAAAAUUUAAUGGGCCACCAUCGCCUAUUUCGGGAAAAAUUUUGAAUUUACCUUGAUUUACCGAAGGAGACUGGGAAAGAAUUUCUGAAUAUGGGAGAUGAGGACCGGAGGGACACGGAAGAUUCAUUGCCAGAUUACAGGACGGGGAGGAAUAAGGCUCGGGUGGCUGAGAAGAAAAAGGCUGACUUACCUCCAAGCUUUCCACUCCCGGAACUUCACAAUUUCCUCCCAAAAUGAUGUCUUUACCUCUGGUUCUUGGAAUAGAAGGUGACACCGUGACUGAAGAGCUACCAGGAUCAUACCCCGCUCAUUCCAAACCACCAUAUGCUUCUUACCCACAAAAGCCCCUUUCCACCCCUAGAGGAUUUCCCUAACUGAGGAAGGAAACACCCAAUUCACUCCAAAUAGAGUAAAGAACAACUUCCACACUUCCCUUGUUUUUUCGACACCAAUUGGAUUUUUUAUUCUGGUAAUCUAACUCCAAUCGAAUUUUUUAUAUUUCAAGAAGCUUAACUACCUUCCCUUUAUUUGUUUGUACAUCUCAUGGUAGCCUUAAGUUGUUUCAUCUAGGGUAUUGAUUAUAGGCCUCAUUAGUAGUUUAAGGUAGUGGAGAGAGAGGGGGUUGGAUCAACAUUAAGUUUUUUGCUAAUUCGUAACUUCUUUUUUGUGAUAUCACUAGAAUCAGCUAAUGUUUUUGAAAUGGAUUUUUAUUUGUUUUGAGGUGUUGUUUGGCCUCAAAUUCAAUUUAGAGAAGAUUGAAUCUAUCCCCAUGGAUGUUACUCUGAAGGUUUAGAAAGACUUCAAGGUUCAACCAGAUUUUCUAACUUAAAUUCGUACUGUUUUGCUAAAGUUGGACCCUAGAUUUUAUUACUCAAAAGGAAAUGGAACUGAUGGGGUUCUAUUGCAGUUGUCGCCAUUAGUCUUUUGAAUGUCAAUGUUAUUUCUUUUGUGUCAUUUAGAGGGUUUUCAUAGCAUUUGUCUGUAGGGCUUAAUUACGGAUGUGGAUACUAGAUCUAAGAUCAAAUAUUCAGAUGAAGUGCACUUAGGUAUCAAAUGAAUGACAUGGAGAAAGGGUUCUAAUUGUUUCUUCUUUGUCAUCACACUUAUGUUGUUUUUCCCUGUGUGUUAUUUUCUUUGCAAAGGUUUUAAGAUGCUUUGGAUCUUUUAAGGAUGGUAUUUUCCCCCUUUUUCCGUUGGUGGCUGAUAUAAUCAGCUGGACCCAGGUGAUCCAUAAUUGUAGUCGAUUUUGGAGUUUUUUUGGCAGGCACUCUCCCUUGUUCUUUGAUUCUUGUGGAUUCCCCCAACCACAAUCCCCCACAAACCCCACCCACCCUUGCAAUUGGAACCCUUUUGGCUAUGUUUGGUUUCUGGAAAAUUUGAGGGAAAGAAAAUAGAGUGAAAAAGUAGAAAAAUGAAGGAAAAUAAAAAAUAGAUUUAAAAUCAAUAAAUUAUAUUUAUAUGUUAUUUCAAACUCAUUUAACUUAUUUUAAUUUUUUGAUAUAAAAAUUAAACAAUUUGAAAAUGCAUAAAUUUCUAACUAAAUUGAAUUAUAUUUGAUUUUCUUUUGUAGUUUACAUAUUACAAUCAAACAUAAGAAAAUCAUUUUCCUUAACAUUUUUUUUCCCUUACAUUCUUUCUAAAAACCAAUCAUAACCUUUAUAUCUAAGCAAAUUGCAUGUGCAUUAAAUAUGGAGUUGAAUUUUUCCACUUCUUUUUUGGGCUGCAAAUCAUUGUGUGAUGAUCUGGUGUUUUUUCUAUUUCUUCUUAAUUUUGUGGGUAGGGUUUUUUUUUUCCCUCAGAUAUGUUCUUGUUUUAUCCUUGAAUUGUAUAGCUAUAUUGUUGCUCUUUUUAGGUAAUUCUCCCUCCUUUUUUGAUCAUCCUUGUGUGUUUUUUGUAACAUUGCUCAUUCUUGGCUUGUAUUGGUUUCUUACAAAUCUUAUUCAUCUCUCACCCAGUUUUUAUUUUGGCAGAUAUCAUGUAUUCUUCCUCUGGGUUGAAAUUUUGGUCAUAAUGAUGGAUUUG